AAUAACACAUGAUAAGUGGCAAUAAUAACAUGGAUGAGGUUAGGCGAGUAGACCGAUACAUCUAUACCACUAUUAACUUGUUGAACCAUUUGAUGUUUGGUUUAACAUUUUCAAGUUUUGGUCCGACAUAUGUAGAUUUCAAGUACUUGACCAGCUCGGAUAUGAGCUGGGUCGUUGGCUUUCUAUACAAAUACCUGAACCGUCAGCUAACCCUGGCUAUAUUGAUAACCAUUCAAUCAUUGGCCACCAUAUUCAUGCCAUACUCGACCCAGAUCUGGCACCUGUAUCUGUGCAUAUUUCUAUACGGCCUGGGCAUAGGGGCAUGGAACAACUCCAACAAUGUCAUUUUGAUCGAGAUGUGGCAACAAGCUAGUCCGUCGUUUUUGCAAUUUUCCCAGUUUAUCUACGGAGUGGGCACUAUAUUAGGGCCACUUAUUGUGGGCCCCUAUCUGUCGGGUGAAGUGAAAUAUGUGGACAGAGUGGCCAUCGGUAAUGGCAGUUAUGAGCACCUGGUCUGGAAUAACACCAUCAUCGAUGAGUUUGAAAGCAACCGCAGGUCUAGGAUUACGUUUCCCUAUUUGGUUGGCGGUCUAUUGCAAGCCAUAGGUCCAGGGCUAAUGUUUCUCAUGUACUUUUGCCGGCCCUACAAAUACCAGGCGGAGGCGGACCCGUGCGCUGGCACCGGGACGGACACCGAGAGGGCACCACUACUAACAGCCAGUUGUAUCCGUAAACUAGCGCUGGCCAUACCCAAAAAGACCAUCAUCCUAUGUGUGUCGCUAUACCUAGCAUUUGGCAUAAUGUCCGAAAACAUGUACAUGGACUUUUCCACCACGUACUUCCAAUUCUCGCCCCUACAUCUCACGGCCAAUCGCGCGGCCGAGAUAUUCGCCACAAUGUCGAUAGCGUUGAGCACCGGGCGGGGGCUAUCGGUGUUUAUCGCGAUGAAACUUCGCCCCCAGACAAUGAUCGCCUACCAAACGUGUAUUGUAUUCAUGGGCUAUUUGUACCAGUAUUUUGGCCAAUACUGGUCGGUCGGUCACCUGUGGGCCAGUUCGCUGAUGAUCUGUUUUGGCUAUUCGAGCAUAUUCAUUUGCCUGUUCUCGUUCGUGGGCCAGUACAUGGAGGUGACCGAUAGGGUGGGCGCCGUGUUUAUCGCCUCAUACAACUCGGUGUAUCUGUUUUUGCCCUUUUUCUUGGGCUCCUAUAUCGAGGAGUGGCCCAACAGUUUUCUGUACAUCGAGUUUGGCUCCCUGUGCGCCGCCAUCGGCGCGCUGGUAGUCGUGUUGCUGGCCGUACGCAAAGUACCCAACGAAUGCCUUAGGUUAUAG
Molecule: messenger RNA, 1331 nt
Organism: Medioppia subpectinata
Lineage: Eukaryota; Metazoa; Arthropoda; Arachnida; Sarcoptiformes; Oppiidae
Source: the annotation of a GenBank genome assembly